Molecule: messenger RNA, 1763 nt
Organism: Rhagoletis pomonella (apple maggot)
Lineage: Eukaryota; Metazoa; Arthropoda; Insecta; Diptera; Tephritidae
Exons: 5
Source: RefSeq, a predicted model, not a curated record
UGUGACGACAUUUUCUGUAACUCUCGUUCAUUCUGUUUCGUUUUUUUUUUUGGUAUCUUUUCAGUUGCAUUCGUCGGCAACGAGCUGGUGACGAGCGUUCGUGGUGAGGAGUGUGGCCAGGAGGAGUUCACAAAAUGUGCUGAGCCUCUGGAAAUGCUACAUUUAACCUCCGAGUUUUCCAUCGGCCCUGCCAAGAAGGACGAACUGGAUAAACUUUGCAAUGAAUUAAAAAAAGGCGUCCGUUGCAUACAAAGUUAUACGCGGCGCUGUAUGCCGCUACAGCAAAGAAACCAGUUCAAUAAGUUAUAUCAUGGCACAAAUCAAUUCAUUCGUGACUUGUGUAUUAAGGGGGAAUUCCAGGAUGAGUAUCUAAAACAUGCGCCCUGCUCGGAAAUGGCCAAAAAAGAAUUUGAGGUGUGCGCCAAUCGUUAUAAGGAGACAAUGGUUUUCCUGAAGCCGAAUAAGAAUCAAGAAAGUCACGAGAAUAUUACUUUAAAUGAAAAUAUAAAAACCAUCUGCUGUUCAAUUAAUGAGUUAGUUGAUUGUUCAGAGGAUGCAGCGCGUAAAAUAUGCGGCCCCGAUGCAGCGAAAUUCACACGCGAACUGGUUGAUAAAUAUGCGAAUAGCUUAACUAAGCUCUACUGCGAGGACUUCACUCGACAUCCUGAAAUGUGUCACGAUGGCCUCAGUGAUGAUGGUGUGCCUCUGCAUCAGUCCCGAUUUGGUCGUUCGCUUGCGAUUAUUAUUUCAGGCAUAGCUGUAGCCUCGCUGGGAUCACAUUAUUGGAGCAGAUAGAUUAAGAGUAUGGAGCCAUAAAAUUACAAAAAUCUUACUUUGCUGCAAUUUGUUUCGACGCAGCCAUCAUUUACAAAAUCAUUAUUUUUUACUCGUAUUUAUUAUUUUAUUUGUUUAUGUUUUGAGAGCAACGAAUUUUUGGUGAGUGCGCAUUAAUAUACAUGCCUUUGUGGGUAGAAAUUAAGGUACGAAUUUGUGAAAUAUUAUGCGUUAAAUGAUUGCACUACUUAACGUCUGUAUUACAUUUAGAGAAAACAUUUUGAAUUAUAUUAAUAAUAAAGCAUAAUGAAGUUAAUAUUAUAGUUAGUAGGUCAUUAACAGAGAAGGUAGUUUAGUGAAAAUUUAAACUGUGUUGCUAUUACGAAAAUUUAAGGGUGCAAUUCAGCUCAACACACAAAAUUAUCUCAACACAAAUAUUUAGAAUUAAAAACAAAAGACCGAAAAUUAAUACACACACACACACACACACACACAUAUAUAAAAGUAUUUGAAAUGUUAGAUUUAGUGUAAGAGCAUGCGUAGAAUACAUUCGUACAUAAAUAUGUAUGUAUUUACAUAUAUUGAAUUUACUCGUAUACUAGUUAUGCACUUGUUUAUUAAAUCGAUAUGGAUACAUUGAAAUUUACUUAUUAUAAUUAAAAAAAUAACACACAAAAAGACUUCUGGCAAAUGAAGUAUUUUAUUAGAAUUAAAGAUGAAUUAAAAGGAGCAAUAAAUACAUACAUAAAUAUAUCUGCUACUUAUGUACUAUUAUUUAGUUUAUAAAUAUUUUUCCAACUUUUAUUAGCACAAGUAAGAUUUGUGAAAUUGCAUAUCACUGUUUAAUUAUAAUUAUAUUUUAAGUAUUUACAUACAUACAUAUGUAUAUACAUACAAAUUGAAUAAAAAUUUUAGUUAUAAGAUCGUGGAAUUUUGAGCACACUGCAAUUAAAUAAACAACCUUUGUGAUUCACUUAAAUUGAAUUUAA